Messenger RNA from Amoebophrya sp. A120, 164 nucleotides. The record is from the annotation of a GenBank genome assembly. NCBI's taxonomy places the organism in Eukaryota, Dinophyceae, Syndiniales, Amoebophryaceae.
GAAAGUCCAGAACAGGGUAUCCAUUCUAGCAGAAGGCAAACCGGGCGUCCGAGACUCGUAUCAGUACUUGCGGACGACUGGAUCGUGGCAAACUGGCCAAAACUUUUUGGGCAGUACGGGGCAAUUGUUUUUCUCUCCAGCUGGCGUGCAAAUUUGGACCUCCG